UUGUCAGCAGUAGCUUCUGGAGCUCUCUGUCCAUGUGUAGGAAGGGGAUCGUACAGCUGGUCAGGAGGUGCUGGGACCCUUUUCUGGCCAGGCCACAGGGAUGCUGUUCUCAGAUGAGGACAGUGGCACGGAGAGCAGCAACUGUACCCCUGUCAAUAUCACAUCACCUUGAAGCACUGAAGAUUCACAGGCUCCAAAAACUAGCUCUAAAAAGUGUGGCACAGUGAUUGCCUAAAGCUAGUAGUAGUGCCUUCCCACCCCUACACAGCUCUGCCUGACAUUAACAGGAAGUGAAAAGGCCAAAAAGAGGCUGGCAAAUGAGCUAACAAUAGAAAGAACCAGGGCCUACCAAGUUACUGUGAGCCUAGCCAGGCACUCUCAGAGGGCCAGGUUUUUUUUCUUUCAUUGGCUAAGGGACUCUGCUGGAUUCCUAUAGAAGAGAGGCAGGGCCCUGUGACUAAGGAAAAAACCAGAACAGCAAAGAGGGACAGGCCCAGGCUGAGGGCCUAUACGCUUCUUACACACCAGCUUGGGCCUCCUGUGGGGGGUGGUAACUGAUCCUCCUUCCCUAAGACGCAGGCCCAGCAGGGACAUAUCCUUGUCUCUCUCACUGCUGCUGGAGGGGAGCUGGCCAGAGGAAGCCCUCUUUACCAUCUGCAAAUAUUAGGAAGGCCUUCUCCUGGAGACCAGCUUUUGGCAGACAGUUGAAGGAAGAGGCCUUAUUUGUUUGGUCUGGGGCCUAGUCAGUCACAGGGACCCUCAAGCAACAUGUAAUAUAGAUCCAUAUUCAACAAAGUGGAACAUAUCCAGUGUGAACCAUGGAGUGUCUGGCUUAGGCCUGAGUCUCUGAAGGCUGAAGAGGUAUCAGAAAGACCAUCUACCAGGCACUGAUGGUGAUCAAAGAUACCAUAAUGUGGCUCUGAGUCCUUAUCUGGGCUCAGGGUGUUCAUACAGCGGUCAACAAAGAGUUACAGGGUCACGUUGCUACCUGUGUGGACUUCAUUUUGGAGCUAUGAAGUCUUACACUCCAUUUUUCGUACUCCUGUGGAGUGCUGUCGGACUGGCAAAGGCUGCCAAAAUCGUCGUUGUGCCGCCAAUUAUGUUUGAAAGCCAUAUGUACAUUUUCAAGACCCUAGCCUCAGCCUUGCAUGAGAGAGGCCACCAGACAGUGUUUCUCCUGUCCGAAGGCAGAGACAUCGUGCCGUCUAAUCAUUACAGACUCCAGCGCUACCCAGGGAUCUUCAACAGCACCACCUCAGAUGCUUUCCUACAGUCCAAAAUGCGGAAUAUUUUCUCUGGGAGACUUACGGUGAUAGAACUGUUUGACAUCCUGGACCACUAUUCUAAGAACUGUGAGAUGAUGGUUGGCAACAGUGCCUUGAUGAGGGGCCUGAAAAAAGAAAAGUUUGAUUUGUUGCUGGUGGACCCCAAUGAGAUGUGUGGUUUUGUUAUAGCCCAUGUUUUAGGGGUGAAGUAUGCAGUCUUUUCCACAGGCCUUUGGUAUCCUGCCGAAGUAGGGGCCCCUGUGCCAUUGGCCUAUGUUCCAGAAUUUAACUCCCUCCUCACAGAUGAUAUGAACUUUCUGGAAAGGAUGAAGAACACCGGCGUUUACCUCAUUUCCAGAUUAGGGAUCAGCUUUCUAGUCCUUCCGAAAUAUGAGAGGAUAAUGCAGAAGUACAACCUGCUUCCCCAGAGAUCUAUGUAUGACUUGGUGCAGGCGACCAGCUUGUGGAUGCUGUGUACUGAUGUGGCCCUGGAGUUCCCCAGACCCACUCUGCCUAAUGUUGUGUAUGUGGGAGGAAUCUUAACCAAACCGGCCAGACCGCUACCAGAAGACCUACAAAGAUGGGUAAAUGAUGCUAACGAACAUGGCUUUAUCCUGGUGUCUUUUGGAGCUGGUGUAAAGUAUUUAUCAGAAGACAUCACCCGCAAACUGGCAGGAGCCUUGUCAAGGUUACCUCAGAAAGUAAUUUGGAGGUUUUCUGGAUUGAAACCAAAGAAUCUUGGGAAUAACACAAAACUCAUAGAAUGGCUACCCCAAAAUGACCUGCUUGGGCACUCAAACAUCAAAGCCUUUCUUAGCCAUGGUGGCUUGAACAGCAUUUUUGAAACUAUGUACCAUGGAGUCCCAGUGGUGGGGAUUCCACUCUUUGGAGACCAUUAUGAUACAAUGAUUCGAGUCCAGGCCAAAGGCAUGGGGAUACUCUUGGAAUGGAAGUCAAUGACUGAACAGGAUUUACACGGAGCCUUGGUGAAAGUUAUUAAUGAUCCCAGCUACCGUGCGCGUGCCCAGAAGCUGUCCGAAAUUCACAAGGAUCAGCCUAGUCACCCCGUCAAUCGAACUGUCUAUUGGAUCGAUUACAUUCUCCGUCACAACGGAGCACACCACCUCCAGGCUGCCGUGCAUCGCAUCUCUUUCCAUCAGUAUUUUUUACUGGAUAUUGCCUGUGUGCUCUCCCUGGGUGCUGCCUUACUUUAUUUUGUUUUGGCAAGGAUGAUCAGGUUCACCUGCAAGCAGAGCACACUUCUCUGGUCCAGAAACGAGCAUAGCACUGUUAAUGGACAUUUCCACAAUGGGAUCCCCAAUGGCAAGUAUAAAAGAAACGGCCACAUUAAACAUGAGAAGAAGGUGAAAUGAGCCAGCCCACUUGCAGUAUCUCAAGGAAUCAGUUCAGUAGUUGAAUUUUUAUCACUGUAACUUAGUCUAACAGCUACUUAAAGGAAAACCUCAGUAAACAAUUCUAACACUCCCCUAUGUAAUCUUACAGGAUGAAAUUUUACAGAACUAAGAUGUCUUUAAAAAAAAAAGCACAAACCUAAAAUGCAAAAAUGUAUUUUAUUCUUAAUACUGAUGCAGAGCGGUUAUUUUGGCACUGAAAUUUUUUAACAGCUGUAAUUCUUUCAAUCAAUUGAAUGACCCUGAGUUCUUAGUUUUAAGACCAAAAUAUAUAUGACCCAGAUAAGGAAUUUUUUUGUCCUCAAAAGGUUUUGAUUUCUUUUGGUUUUAUUUUUUAGUUGAAUUUUAAUGCUUUUCUCUUUAAUGAGAGAAUUUCAAUUAGCUACGUAUUAAAGUUGUUGGAGUCACAAUACUCCUAAGAAUGAGGUUGAGAGUAAGGUUAUGAUCCCAUAAUGUUUGGCACCUAGCGAUUUAACAAAUUGUAGACUCAGAAUACUACUAUGAAAGAAUGUUUCUUCCCUAAAGUGAGCUCUGAAGGAGAAAAAGAAGUAGCAAUGAUCUUUUCACUAUAUAUGAACUCUUGGCCUCUACUAUUGAAAACAAGAAAUUAAGUAAGGGUACAAAUGAUUGUUACAAAGAGAUGUACGCACAUUUCAUUUCUUCUUGUGUUUUCCCUUUACCAAUAAUUUUCCUCUGGACAAACUUUAUGGGAUUUUUAAAAACAAAUUCAUUUUGGUGAAGAGCAUAGAUGUGUUGAAAAUGUAUAAUUAAGAAGAAAUGAAGCUCUUACAACAGUGUCCUCGAGGAAGGUUUGACUUUGUAUAUAUGGUAAUAUAAAAGAGGAUAACUCCCUCCCUCCUUUCCUUCCUUCCUUACUUCUUUCCUUCAUUCCUUCCUUUCUUUCUCUCAUUUUCUUUCCUUUUUUUUUUGGAGGAGGGCAUUGGUAUAGAAAAAAACUUUUUCAAGUCUUUCCUAUAAUAGGAUAUUUUUACCUAAAAUUUGUUGUCCCAUUUGAACAGUUCUAUAUGGAAGUGGGAAAAUAAGCAUCUCCUUUGUUCCUUAUAUUGGUCUGGGCCACAUAAUCUUUACUACAUCAUUGCCAAUAUUUAAUGCUCUUGAAAUAGGACAAGCAGUUCUUUUAGUUGGGAACUGAUUUUUGACAAGAGGUUUAAAAUUGAACUCUGUGUACCACAUACAUAAAGGCCAUGGAGAUUGUGCCUUUUUUUUUUUCCCCCAACAUGAUUACCAUUGCUUUCCUCCCCCAAAUACUCUCUUUCAAUCAGCGUGGCUGACAUGGGACAUCAACAGUAUUGAAUUGAGAAUAGGGAUGCAGGAAAUUGGGCAGAAUAAAAACUAAGACCAUUCAUCCUGCUGAAAUGCAUCAAGGCCAGCAACGAUGUUUAUUUCCAUGUCAUUCUGUUUACUUGGUGUUUGCACUACAGUUGCUGAGUGUAUACUUUAUUUAUAUAUAUAGUUUUAAAACCCAUGUCUCACCACCAAGGGAAAGGAAGAGAACCAUUUAUCUAGUGUUGUUCACUAACAUGGGAAAUGUUAUGAAAAUUAGGAAAGACUGAGAGAAUCAUUAUCAUCAUACACAGUGACGUGACAUUUCAUUACCAGUCCCACCAGGAGCCACCAUCUCAUUGUGCAAGUUCAUGUCACAAAUAAGUUUCUGAUGUACUGUGUAAGGCAAGUGUGCUGCUUUCUUAAUACUUGAAGAAAUGGUAUUAUAAAUAAGCCUAUUAGCUGUGCUUCCCCCCUUUUUUAUACACAAUCUUAGCAUGACGGGACAAUAAAAGGAACAUGCAGAAGCACAGGCAAUGAUUGGUGGGGUGGUAAUAGGCCUUAGAGUGUAUGAAUGAGCUGGUUUUACUGUUUUGGGUAUUGAAGAUAAGAUAGUACAAGCACUGACUGGAUGAUUAAGCCUCAAUUAAUCUCCACUGUGAUAAACAACAAACAACUUAAAACAAUAAACAUGAAUUUAAUAGAGAAACAUGGUGUGGUUAAUCAGUGUUUAUUUAGAUGGAAUUUCCUAGGAUUCUGUGCAUCCACUUUACUCUCUUCUUGCUCCUUCCAACACAUCUUGGCCAUUGGAUGUUCAUCUGAGGCAAAUUUUGUCCUCAUCUAAAUUGGGGGCAGUUAGUAUGGAAAGGCAUAAACACAAUUUGAUACCAGGGCAUUACAGAAGUAAGAAUGACAGGCACGGGUUAGCACUGAGCAAUUCUGUUUCUUCAUAAUAAGCUUAUUGUUGGUUUCAGUAAAUGGGAGUGAUUUCAAGAUUUGCACAUUUGUUUAUAAUCCUCCAAUAAAGUACAAUAUUCAA
This is a messenger RNA of Monodelphis domestica (gray short-tailed opossum), 5000 nucleotides long. It is a transcript of the gene UGT8, whose product is annotated as UDP glycosyltransferase 8. The record is from RefSeq and is a predicted model, not a curated record. Gene Ontology annotation, cellular component: endoplasmic reticulum. Gene Ontology annotation, molecular function: N-acylsphingosine galactosyltransferase activity. Gene Ontology annotation, biological process: galactosylceramide biosynthetic process. Lineage: Eukaryota; Metazoa; Chordata; Mammalia; Didelphimorphia; Didelphidae.